CACACACUCACACACACACACACACUCACACACACUAAACUGCAGACAGCUCUGCCGGCUGAGCCAGCGUCUGCCUACCGCUGUUCUUCCAGCACCCUUACUGCAUCCAGAAACAGCUGACAGCAUCCUCAGCCUUUAGAUCUCUUUUUUUCCUUUUGUCACUAAACUCUAGUGUAUGUAAGACUAGAAGUAGCGCAGAAAGCCGGCUGCUUCUCACGUCUGCUGCUUCCCUUCCCUCGACCUCCCUCCACCCUCUCGCUCUCUCUCUCUUCCUAGCUCACACACAUCCUAUCACAUCCACACCCACACCCAAGGAUACCUCCUUGCUUCCCUCUGCUGUUUCUCUCACGCCGGUCCUCUUUCUCUUUAACCCUCUACACCUGUAAAUACGUAUUUCUUGUUAUUUCCUCAGAGGAAGAGAUGCUUGCCUGACCUCUUUUCUUUCUAUUCAAACACUUCUGUGGAUUCUCUUCUUUUUAAUCGAUCCCUGCUCUGCCACUUUGUUGCUACCUGUGGAGGUUCUCUGGUUCUACUUCAGCCUGCCGUCUCACAGAGUAAAGCGCCGCAGAGAGGCACCAUGCUGGGAUUGGACGUGUGUGAGUUUGGCGGUCAGGUGCUGGAGCUGCUCUGGCUAACUAUGUGCUACAGAGGUCUGAUUGCUGAAAAGAAUGACUUGCCCGUCGAGGAGGAAGAUGAUGAGCGAAAUCUCAACUACAACCCUCCAGCUCAAAAGUCCCUGCAGGAGAUUCAGGAGCUGGACAAGGAUGAUGAAAGUCUGGUGAAGUACAAGCAGACCCUGCUGGGGCCAGAAGCAAUGAUGGCAGACGCCUCUGGUCCUAAUGUCAAGGUGACCAGAUUGACCCUGCUGUGCGAUGACGCACCUGAACCAAUUACUAUGGACCUGACAGGAGACCUGAUCGCUCUGAAGGAGAAGAGCUUCUCCUUACAGGAGGGAGUGAAAUACAGACUAAAGAUACACUUCAAGGUGAACAGAGAAAUCGUUUCUGGCCUGAAGUACCGUCAAGUGACCUACAGAAAAGGAGUGAGAAUGAACAAGGCGGUGUACAUGGUAGGAAGUUACGGCCCACGCGCAGAGGAGCAGGAGUUUCUUUGCCCGAUCGAUGAGGCAGCUAAAGGCGCGAUGUCCCGUGGCCAGUAUCAGAUCAAGUCCUGCUUCACUGAUGAUGACAAGAACGUCUACUUAUCCUGGGAGUGGAACCUCAAUAUCAGCAAGGACUGGAAUUAAUCGAUUGGGAGUGUGUG
Neolamprologus brichardi is the source of this 1263-nucleotide messenger RNA. RefSeq names its product Rho GDP dissociation inhibitor gamma (gene arhgdig). The record is from RefSeq and is a predicted model, not a curated record. Gene Ontology annotation, biological process: Rho protein signal transduction. Gene Ontology annotation, molecular function: protein binding; Rho GDP-dissociation inhibitor activity. NCBI's taxonomy places the organism in Eukaryota, Metazoa, Chordata, Actinopteri, Cichliformes, Cichlidae. Gene Ontology annotation, cellular component: cytosol; cytoplasm; membrane.